UCUACCUUUAAAACCUUUGCAUGUGACUGCCGUGUUAUCUCGAUGUUAACGUGAAACUGUCACACGAACAUUUCCAAAGCAAAUUCCAGUUAGAUUCUAAUAACUAUGGCGUCCAAAGGAAAAACAUCUUGCUGUUGCGGCCCAAAAAGCUAUCAAAUCGUCAUGGUGCGGCAUGGAGAAUCGGAGUGGAACCAGAAGAACCUUUUUUGCGGCUGGUUUAACGCUGAUUUAAGCGACAGGGGUAGGCAAGAGGCUGUCACUGCAGGAAAGGCAUUAAAAAACGCUGGUCACCGGUUUGAUCUUGCUUACACGUCUGUCCUACAAAGAGCAAAUAAAACACUCGACGGAAUUCUGCAAGAGCUGAAUCAAACAGGCAUCCCAAUUGAAAAGACUUGGAGGUUGAACGAAAGGCAUUAUGGCGGCCUGACAGGACUCAACAAGGUAGAUACAGUGGCUAAAUAUGGGGAAGAACAGGUGGCAAUUUGGCGAAGAAGUUUCGACGUACCGCCCCCACCCAUCACACCUGAUAAUCCGUAUUACGAUGUCAUUUUAAAUGACCCAAUUUAUAAAGAUGGCCCUCCCAAAAACGAAUUUCCCCUGUUCGAAUCGUUAGAACUCACCAUCAAAAGAACCCUUCCAUUUUGGAAUGAUAAAGUUGUACCGCAAUUGAAAGCCGGCAAAAAAAUUUUAAUAGCGGCACAUGGCAAUAGUCUGAGAGGAAUAGUCAAACAUUUGGAUCAGAUGAAUAAUGAUGAAAUAAUGAAACUAAAUUUGCCUACUGGUAUACCGUUCAUGUAUACUUUAGACAAAGAACUGAAACCAGUUCCUGGGGGAAGCCUACAGUUCUUAGGUGAUCCUGAAACUGUCAAAAAAGCUAUGGAUGAAGUAGCUAACCAGGGCAAAGCCAAAAAAUAGUGGGGCACAGUUGAUCCUAAAAACUACCAUGAAAUGGCUUAAUUGUAUGAAUAAAAAAUUAAUUAACGAAAUAUAUUAUGGGUUUCUCAGCAAAAGUUAAAA
Messenger RNA from Dendroctonus ponderosae (mountain pine beetle), 1017 nucleotides. Its product is annotated as phosphoglycerate mutase 2. The record is from RefSeq and is a predicted model, not a curated record. The transcript is spliced from 3 exons. Gene Ontology annotation, biological process: glycolytic process. Bases 106 to 915 code for a protein of 269 amino acids. NCBI's taxonomy places the organism in Eukaryota, Metazoa, Arthropoda, Insecta, Coleoptera, Curculionidae. Gene Ontology annotation, molecular function: intramolecular phosphotransferase activity.